Molecule: messenger RNA, 2222 nt
Organism: Drosophila serrata
Lineage: Eukaryota; Metazoa; Arthropoda; Insecta; Diptera; Drosophilidae
Product: acid phosphatase type 7
Molecular function (GO): metal ion binding; acid phosphatase activity
Source: RefSeq, a predicted model, not a curated record
UUUGUUUUGUUGUUGUGGCUCUAUAUAAAUUGCUGGAUAAUUCCAUUUUUGUGCUCAUUUUGUACUGUUGUUCCCGCUCCCGGAUCAAAUUUAUAUUGUCCACGACGCAGUUGUGUGAUUUGGCAAUGUUUUAAACAGUGUGAUUCCAAACUCCAAUCAAGAAAUAUAACAAAACAAAGAAGCGAAUCCCAAAAUGCAGCGCCAGCAGAAGUUUUUCCUGCUGUCAACGCUGACGCUGCUCCUUGCUGGUGCAGCAGCGGGACUGGCACAGGCCACGGAGGCGAAGGAGGAGCAAGCAGACGAGGUGGCGGGCAACAUUGUUCACUAUCAGCCGGAGCAAGUGCAUCUGGCCUUUGGAGAGCGCACCGCUAGCGAGAUAGUCGUCACCUGGUCGACGCGCAGUCUACCGCCGGACCCGGAAGUGGGGGCAUCCAGUGUUGUGGAGUAUGGCCGUAUGGUUGCCGGACAGGCUCCUCGGUUCACCCAGCAUGCCCGUGGCACGGCCACCAAGUUCGUGGACGGCGGUCGCAAGCAGGCCACGCAGUACAUUCACCGGGUGACGCUUAGCGGCCUGGAGGCGAACGCCACGUACAUGUAUCACUGCGGCAGUGCCGUCGGUUGGUCGGCAAUCUUCCAGUUUCGUACCGUGCCCACCGGCUCGGCUGACUGGUCACCGUCGGUAGCCAUCUUCGGGGAUAUGGGUAACGAGAAUGCCCAGUCUCUGGCUCGAUUGCAACAGGAGACGCAACGUGGCAUGUACGAUGCCAUCAUACAUGUGGGUGACUUUGCCUAUGACAUGAACACAGAGAAUGCACGCGUGGGAGAUGAGUUUAUGCGACAGAUCGAGACGGUAGCCGCCUAUCUGCCCUACAUGGUGGUGCCGGGCAACCACGAGGAGAAGUUCAACUUUUCAAACUAUCGCGCUCGGUUUAGCAUGCCAGGUGGCACAGAGAACAUGUUCUACAGCUUCGACCUGGGACCUGUACACUUUGUGGGCAUCAGCACAGAGGUCUACUACUUCCUCAACUAUGGCGUCAAGUCGCUGGUAUUUCAGUUCGAGUGGCUGCGCCAGGAUCUGGCCAAGGCAAAUUUACCCGAGAAUCGGGCGGAACGUCCGUGGAUUAUAAUCUAUGGCCACCGUCCCAUGUACUGCAGCAAUGAGAAUGACAACGACUGCACCCAUUCGGAGACACUAACCCGCGUGGGCUGGCCCUUUGUCCACAUGUUUGGACUGGAGACGUUGCUCUACGAAUUCGGCGUGGAUGUGGCCAUUUGGGCGCACGAGCACUCGUAUGAGCGGCUGUGGCCCAUCUACGACUAUGAGGUGCGCAAUGGAACAUUGAAAGAUUCGCCGUACGAGGAUCCCCGUGCUCCGGUGCACAUUGUCACCGGCUCCGCUGGCUGCAAAGAGGGACGGGAGCCAUUCAAGGGCAAGAUACCCGAGUGGAGUGCCUUCCACAGCCAGGAUUAUGGUUAUACACGGUUCAAGGCGCACAAUCGCACCCAUUUGCACUUUGAACAGGUGUCCGAUGAUCAGGAUGGUGCCGUCAUCGAUGAGUUUUGGCUGGUCAAGUCCAAGCACGGAAGCUACGAAUAGAACUGAGGAACCUGAAACGAAACCAAACCAAACCAAGCUAAAGGAGUCUCCAGGCAGCACACAACAACACACAAGCACCAAUAGAAACUGUGGCAGUAUUAGAAGCGCGCACAUUCGAUUCUAGACCUGAUUUAAUCACAAACUACAUAUUUAGGAUUCUAGGGAUGUCAGUCAAUUGGGAUUGGGUCGAACUUUUAAAGAAUAUUCGUAUAUAUCUAGUAAUGCUACCCCUACGCGUGAUCCAUAAGUACACAUUCCUUAAGCGAAUAUCACAAACAAAGAUCAGCCAGAAUGAAAUCAACUUUAACUUAGCGAAGCAUUUAAGAGAGCAUUUAGUGUAUGGUCUCCAAACCUGCACUUCGCCCAAUUUAAAUAUUAAUUAAUAAGUAUUGGGAAAACCAUGUGUACAUUUAAAAUACUUAAAACACAAACAUACCUUUAUUUUACUUAAGUUUUUAACAUUUGAAAUGUAACUUCAGUGCUUUUUCUUGCCUGAAAUUCCUUAAUGGUUUUAAUUUUUGGAGUUUUUGGGUACUUUUACAUAUAUUUAUAGUCCUGGGAAACCGCCUAUAUGCUGAUUACCUGUUGUCCCAAAUAAACUGCUUAAACACAGCUACAAAAUGUG